Molecule: messenger RNA, 883 nt
Organism: Pseudovirgaria hyperparasitica
Lineage: Eukaryota; Fungi; Ascomycota; Dothideomycetes; Acrospermales; Acrospermaceae
Exons: 1
Coding region: 252-758 (168 amino acids)
Source: RefSeq, a predicted model, not a curated record
GAAACACGUAAGGACAAGGUACUGAAUGCCACGGAGCGCGAGCGCGAGGCGAGCUCUCAGAGCACUCUCGCCCAGUGCGCAACACACAUUGAACGCCCUCUUUGGAGUCGUAGUGUGCCCUCUUUUGCCUGCCCCUGUUGUUGCACUCGUUCUUCGCGACGACUAGAGCAGCGUUCAUGACUUCGCUCUACCAUGCUGCGCUAGCUGAUGUCCAAGCAUCAUCGCACCGGUGAACGUAGAGUUAGGCUGAAAUGCUUUGCCCUUUCCCGGCAGCGAGCAAGCCGCAUCAUGAUACUGUGGAUGGGAUGGUUCAAUCUGUGCCGCGCAGCAGCUCAUCACGGACAGCUGGUCUGAGACGUGGGGUAAUACCCAGUACAAGGGCUUCUGGAGCCAGGGUUCCCUUAAAGUGUCGAGCUGAUCGCCCAACUAUGCGUAGUAUGAGCUGGUGGCGGCGGCGACGCUACCGUGUGUACGCGCGUGUUUGUACGUGUGUAUGUGUGUGUGUGUUGACAUUUUCCGAGGAACGGCAAACAGAAAAUCCCAUCCAUCUUGUCCUGGAUCCGAGUCCGAGUCAAGAGACUAACACACACAUGAUCAGGGGCCUGUCACCACCCCGAGCGCGCGGAUUGGUCCAAAUGAACAAAAAGCGUCCAGGCAGCAACGAAGAGGCUCAACAUCAAGAGUCCUUUGUUAUCAUCGUUGCUUUCGUGGAGAAAAUCCCCAAGCCUCGUCCCGUUCGCAGUAUAUUUCCAGCCUGACGAACCGCCGGGGCGUUGUUCAGUAUUAAGGUUCUGACCGUCGAACGACCACGUAGCCUUCGCUCAUAGGUCCUCCCCCUUCUGAUCCCAGUUCAGGGCGUCGAUAAAACCGUGUGAUACAGGGC